Molecule: messenger RNA, 760 nt
Organism: Cataglyphis hispanica
Lineage: Eukaryota; Metazoa; Arthropoda; Insecta; Hymenoptera; Formicidae
Gene: JTBR
Product: protein JTB
Exons: 3
Coding region: 156-608 (150 amino acids)
Biological process (GO): mitotic cytokinesis
Cellular component (GO): midbody; membrane; spindle
Source: RefSeq, a predicted model, not a curated record
ACCGCACAGAAUUUCCAAAACUUGUCCAAGCUAAGUCAAUUAAUCUGUGAGUCAGUGGUCAGUGUUGGUCAGUGUCGGCCUGUGUUGGCCCCAUUAUUUAUACUGAUUUUUUUAACAAAUUAGAAUAGUAAAGAUUGAAGAGAUAGAAAUUGGAAAUGAUUGAAUCUUGUACGAAAAAUCGAAUGCUGUUAGGUAUUACAUUUUUAGGAGGAUUAACGGUUUUAGCGUUAAUUAUUGAGAGCCACUGGACAAGCAGUUCAAAUAAACUUUACAUUGACAAUUUUGAAAAUAAUUCCUCUUGUAUCUCGAGUGAUGAAUAUGAAGUGAUAUCCGAAUGUCAUCCGUGCACAGCUUUUGAAAUUGCUAGCGAAAGUAUCGGCGUUUGUAUCCACGCAAGAUAUAAGGAAGUGCUAAAGUGUAAAAGUGGAGAAACAAUAACAAGAAGUUGUGAUAAAGUAGCUUGGCUGGAGGAAAGAGCAUUUUGGAAGUUUGAAGGUUUUAUGUUUGCAUCAGCGAUUAUUUCUUGUCUUAAUACAUAUUGGAGAGAGAGUAUAUUAAGACAGAGGAUGAUCAGGAAAGUAGCAAAACAGUUACGAAUUAGCGUGUGAAUAAGAAUUUUUGUAUAUUUUAUAUUUUUGUGUUGUACUUGUAUGUUUGAAGAAGAGAAAUGAAUGAGGUAUAUUUAGCAAUAUAUUCUACAACUGACUUAUGUCUUGCACCGAUAGAAACAAUAAUAACUCUAUUUACCAUAAAGUAUUGC